CGCCCGCAGCUCCGGGCCUCCCCGGCCCGCCGCUCGCCUUCAGUCUCCGGGGUCUGCCCGGCCGCACGGCGUGAUCUCCCUGGGGUCCGCGGCUCGGGAUGCUGCAGGGCUGCGCCGCCGCUCGCGCGCCGCCCGCCACCUCUGUCCUUGCCUCCUGGUCCAUGCUCCGCUGUUUACAUGCCGGUGAAGCCCCGGGCCGCUCAGAGCCCCUCCGAGCCCUGGCGCCCCGAGGGUGAAGCCAGCCAGCCAGCCAACUGGAUUGAUCGUUCAGACCUGGGGCUCCGAACUCAGAUCUCGUCCCGCUUCGGCGCCUCGGCCACCAUCUGGGUGGGAUCCGGCUCCGGUGUUUUUGAGGAGGGGGUGUGGUGUAGAGAAAAGGAUCCUGGGGGUUUCUGGCUCCUCCUUAUAUUUUGGCCUUCGGGGCUUCAGACUCAGGGAACUCGCUCAUGGCUUUCUUGAUGAAGAAGAAGAAAUUCAAAUUUCAAACCACUUUCACCCUGGAGGAGCUGACUGCGGUCCCCUUUGUGAACGGGGUCCUCUUCUGCAAGGUCCGGCUGCUGGAUGGCGGGGAUUUUGUCAGCUUGUCUUCAAGGGAGGAGGUUCAGGAGAACUGUGUGCGGUGGCGGAAGAGGUUCACCUUUGUGUGUAAGAUGAGUGCCAACCCAGCUACAGGCCUGCUGGACCCUUGUAUCUUCCGUGUGUCCGUGCGCAAGGAGCUGAAAGGCGGGAAGGCUUAUUCCAAGCUGGGCUUUGCUGACUUGAACCUGGCUGAGUUUGCUGGCUCAGGCUCCACUGUGCGCUGCUGCCUGUUGGAGGGCUAUGACACAAAGAACACUCGUCAGGACAACUCCAUCCUCAAGGUUACCAUUGGUAUGUUCCUGCUUUCUGGAGACCCCUGUUUUAAGACGCCACCAUCCACUGCCAAGUCUAUCUCCAUCUCGGGCCAGGACUCCUCCCUGCAGCUGACAUGUAAAGGUGGCGGGACCAGCAGUGGUGGCAGCGGCAGCACCAAUUCCCUGACAGGGUCCCGGCCCCCCAAGGCCCGGCCCACCAUCUUAGGCUCAGGGCUGCCAGAAGAACCAGACCAGGGUCUGUCCAGCCCCGAGGAAGUAUUCCACUCUGGCCACUCCCGUAACUCUAGCUAUGCCAGCCAGCAGUCCAAGAUCUCCGGCUACAGCACUGAGCACUCACGCUCCUCCAGCCUGUCAGACUUGACACACCGCCGAAACACGUCCACUAGCAGCAGUGCCUCAGGUGGUCUCAGCAUGGCUGUGGAGGUCCCAGAAGGCAGUGAACGGGAGCACCGCCCCCCUGAGAAGCCCCCGAGGCCACCCCGCCCCCUGCAUUUGUCAGAACGCUCGUUUCGACGAAAGAAGGACUCCGUGGAGAGCCACCCAACCUGGGUAGACGACACUCGGAUCGAUGCAGAUGACAUUGUGGAGAAGAUCAUGCAGAGCCAGGACUUUACAGAUGGCAGUAACACUGAAGACAGCAACCUCCGGCUGUUUGUGAGUCGUGAUGGCUCCACCACGCUGAGUGGAAUUCAACUGGCCAACAGGGUCUCCUCUGGAGUCUACGAGCCAGUUGUGAUUGAAAGCCAUUGAGGAGGCAGCUGUCGAGACUGGAGAAGGUUCCAGACCCGCAUCAUUCCAGGAGGGGCCUCCCUUCAGUCCCAUGCCACAUCUCAUCCGUGCCUCGUCCAUGUCCUUUCUCCCACACCUGCCCUCAAAGCAUCAUUCCAUUGUCUUGCUGCCCACCAGAGACCUUUGUGUCCCGCAGGGCAGGCACCACUGUGAAUAUUCUCCUCAGAACCACUAGAAGGCAGGGCAGGUGGGCUUUGCUGUAAAGGCCAGUACCGCCCCUCUGGAGAUCUGCUUAGCCUUGGCCAAGGAUGUAUAAUUGCUCUUCCCACGUAGGGGUGCUUGUGGUCAUGGGGCCUGUCCCUUGGAUCCUGCUCACUCCAGGAGCACCUGGCUAACAGGGCCUUGUUCCAGUGCCCCCUUGCCCUUAGGGGGAAGGUUAGGCCACCCCCUGAAUCCUUCCCACCCAUUAUCCUCUGCUUGUUGCUUCAGUAUCCCUUUCCUGAGUCCUGGGGGACCUGCUGGUGGGCCUCCCCUGGGAGCCAAGACCUCAAACCCCACCCACACUCCUGAUUAAGACCCCCGUGCCCCUAAGGAAUGUUCUGCUGCCCUGGCAGCCCGCACUUUGCACAUGCUUGUCCCCAGCACAGCCUCCCUGGCCCUCACCUGACCCCUCCCCCCUCCUCCCGGCCCCUUCCAAAGGUACUGCCUGCAGUGCAGGCAGGCUGGCCCAGGAGCUGGCAGCCCGGCUGGCUCGGAGCCCUGCCUCCAUUCUCCAGCCCAGCACAGGCCAGAGCCUAGAAAGAUGGAGCAUCAUGGUGCCCUCUGCCCAGGGCUGGGUCCUGAGCAGCUGGUUUUCCUACAGGACAGAGCCUGGUGGGGCUGAGUGAACAAAGUUUCCUUCCUUCAACCUCAGAUCAACGGGCUGGAGUUGGGGCCAGUGCUGUGCUGGAGAUGUGGUGGGCUGAGUCGGGCCAUAACUGGCUUCUUGCCUGCCACACAAGCCUCAGCCCCUGUCUUUAAGCAUCGCCCACUUUGGGGCAGGAGGUCCUCCCAGUGGGAGCAGUCGCUUGCCCAGAGCCCUCCCCAAGGCCUCCUCAGCACUUUCUUCACUACUCCUCAAAACCCACUUGAAGUAGGGCCUGGCUGGCGGCCAACCCUGAACAAACCCCGCGCCUUUGAGUUUCACUCAUUUAUAAACCCAGCAGGCUGGGUUUGGGGUUUUCGUUUGUUUGUUUCUUCUCUCUCUCUCUGUCUCUCUGUCUCUCUCUGUCUCUCUGUCUGUCUGUCUGUCUGUCUCUCUCUCUCUCAGUUUCAUAUUUCCUCCUCCCCCAUCCAAGGGAGGUGCUUCUGUUCCCAUUCUACCUGCAGGCUGGGUUCCAGCAGGGCUGGAGACGAAGGGGACAGGAUACUGGUUCUUUGUGGAUGGGGAGCAGGUAUCCUCCCCAGGCUGGGAGGGGUCCAGUCCCCAGCUGGCGAGGGCUGGGAAUCUUGGUCAUGGAACUCCCUGGUAUUGGGACCAGAGCAUUUCUAGGGGUUUUGUUAUUGCCAUCAUUAUAAUUAUCCAAUCAUGCUUUUGGAACAUGAAUGUUCGGAGGUAGGGCUGAGCGUGGCCCUGGCUGGAUGAGCUCUGGUCCACUGAGAGUCUGUCUCUGCUGGGCAGAUACCAAAUGUUUUAAAGGGAAGCUGGUUGCACUAGCCCCAGAUUCAGUGAUCGUCCUAGAAGAUGGGAGAGCACCACCCUUCCAUGUCCAUGGCUUGCCCCCAACUUAGGGGGGCAUUGCAUUCAGGGUGUAAUUUGGGUUUGAGUCAAAGUUCUGGGAUUUUAGGCACAAAGCUUUGGGAGUGCCAGGGAGAUUCUUGAACCAGGAACCCCAGCCCUACCCAGCCAAGGUGUAAUCUGGAGUCACCCUAGAAGAAGACAGAGCCUGCCACAUCCUCCCAUGCCAGGCCCUUGGGCCAGGAUAACUAGGUUGAGAAUUUGGCCAUAACCAAAUGAACACUGGCCGGAGCCAGAGGCUGGCAACUCUGGCCUCCUCAUGUGGAAACUUCAAUCUGAGGCCCCUUGAGCUCAGUGAUUCUUGCAGGUACCCACAGCGCUGGAGACUUCAGAUUCUAUAUAGAGAUAGGAUAUAUUAGAGAUAUUUUUGGAAAGGAAUUGGUCUAUGCAAUGCCAGUUUGGAAUCUUCUUGAAAGACAGUUUAAUGUUUCUACUAGGAGAUAUAAAGAAAAAUAAAGAUCUACAAUAUUUUUAGUUUUUUUUUUCUGGAUUCCCCACACACACCUGGUCACACUGCAUGAUCCGUCAGGAUACAGAAUAUCCAUUUUCCUCUCUUUAGGGAUGCAGUAGGUGGGGGAGGUUGUCACAUUUUUAUGAUCUCCCUCCCAUCUUAACAAUGUUGCCCCCACUGCACCCCAAUAUGGUGGGCUGUGUUUUGCAUCUCUGUUCCAGCUUAUUGUAGAAAAUAAUGUUGUAAGGGGGAAAAUCAGCCUAGUUACAGUGUCUUGGUUUUGGGGGGGGGGGUGACAAUUAAAUGUGCUUUUUGUU
Dipodomys spectabilis (banner-tailed kangaroo rat) is the source of this 4128-nucleotide messenger RNA. It is a transcript of the gene Eeig1, whose product is annotated as family with sequence similarity 102 member A. The record is from RefSeq and is a predicted model, not a curated record. Lineage: Eukaryota; Metazoa; Chordata; Mammalia; Rodentia; Heteromyidae. The transcript is spliced from 11 exons. The coding region runs from base 447 to 1604 and encodes 385 amino acids.